AUGGAUCCAACCACAGACGAAGGCCUUGUCGCUCCAAACAAGGGCAACAAUGGUGGGACAGAGACCAGGGACGCUCAGGACAAGAGUCAGCGGCUCAACGUGACACCCGCGCCAGGGCAGGCAGGCAACACUAGGCCCACUGCAAAAUCAACGACGACAACGACGACAACAACAACCACCACCACAACAGUAAUGACAACAACCGUUGCACCAGCAGCGGCGACAUUGACGACCAGCCGCCUCUCUGUGCACGUGUUUGGGUUCAACCGGCCGGACAACUUCCUGCGGCUGUGGGGGCAGCUGAUGGCUGCGCGGCCAAGCGGCAUGCCGACGUACUUUGUGAUCCACGUGGACUACGACCGGGAGGAGAGCGAGGCGUGGAAGGAGCAGGUGACGGUUGCGUCGGGCCUGUCUGGGACGACGACGGCGCACGGCCCCGUGACGGCGGUGUUUGCUGCGUCGCCAAAGGGCCUGCGGGCGACGAUGCUGGAGGCGUGGGCGCCCGUGGAGGGGGAGUACGCCAUGUUUCUCGAGGACGACAUUGAGGUGUCGGAGAUGCUGUUUGUGUAUGCCGAGCACUUUGUGCGGCGGUACGGGGAGGGCGAGGAGCAGGACCCGAGCGUGCUCGGGUACAAGCUGUACAACCAGAAGUGGGACGAGGUGAACCAGCGGUUUGAGCGGCCCGUCAACAACAACAACAUGCCCUUCAAGAUCCAGGAGCCGUGCAGCUGGGGCACGGUGUUUGUGGCGGCGCCAUAUGCGCGCUACCUGCGCUGGUACGUGGACCACAGCCGGCUGGACCCGUUUAUCCCGCACGCGUGGAGCAACACGUGGGACGCGGAGCGCAGCGCAAAGAAGUACCUGCAGCGGUUCAUGUGGGAGGAGCGGCUGUGGGGGCAGCUGAUGGCUGCGCGGCCAAGCGGCAUGCCGACGUACUUUGUGAUCCACGUGGACUACGACCGGGAGGAGAGCGAGGCGUGGAAGGAGCAGGUGACGGUUGCGUCGGGCCUGUCUGGGACGACGACGGCGCACGGCCCCGUGACGGCGGUGUUUGCUGCGUCGCCAAAGGGCCUGCGCGGGACGAUGCUGGAGGCGUGGGCGCCCGUGGAGGGGGAGUACGCCAUGUUUCUCGAGGACGACAUUGAGGUGUCGGAGAUGCUGUUUGUGUAUGCCGAGCACUUUGUGCGGCGGUACGGGGAGGGCGAGGAGCAGGACCCGAGCGUGCUCGGGUACAAGCUGUACAACCAGAAGUGGGACGAGGUGAACCAGCGGUUUGAGCGGCCCGUCAACAACAACAACAUGCCCUUCAAGAUCCAGGAGCCGUGCAGCUGGGGCACGGUGUUUGUGGCGGCGCCAUAUGCGCGCUACCUGCGCUGGUACGUGGACCACAGCCGGCUGGACCCGUUUAUCCCGCACGCGUGGAGCAACACGUGGGACGCGGAGCGCAGCGCAAAGAAGUACCUGCAGCGGUUCAUGUGGGAGGAGGGCCUGUUCCUCAUCAGCAUCAACCUGCCGGACCACAAGUCCCUCACCACCCCGCGCGUGGAGGCCGGCACAAACAUCAAGCAGAAGUGGCUCCCCUACCUCAGAGAGCGCCUCGAGGUGCCCCUCGUCACUGCAAAAGACCCGCUGCCGGAUGUGAGCGCGUGGCCUGCGCCAUCUGAUAUGUUGCUGCUGACGUGGGGGCGAAAGCGCAUUAAGGCGCCGCUGCUUCCCGGCCAACAGACCAUCACCCGCUUCUCAGAGACCCUCCCCAGCAGCAAGGAGUUUGACCCAAGCCCAAAGCUGCCCGCACGGGAGCGGUAUCUGGACAAGGUGCGGCAGCGUGUGCGUAACCACGUACUCGACAUUGAUCUCGGCUGUGACCGCGACUGGCUGCCGGGGGAGGUGGUUGUGCUCAAGGAGAUGCUGCAGGCGUCAAAAGUGUCCGUACCGGCCUCUGCGUCCGCCCACGUCAUGUGUCUGCUUGCACGCAUGCACGACCCAGCGCUGGGUCGCCCUGCCCUUGUGGUGGACGUGAAGCUUGGGCUUGGCUCGCGCGUACGGGCCAUCAGCUCCGCGAUGGCGAUGGCAAGCAGUCUUGCGCGCACGCUGGUGGUGGUGUGGACACCCGAUCACCACUGCGAGGCGUCGUUUCGUGACUUGUUUGCAGCGCACGAGGACCUCUCUGUGGUGGAGGAUGGUUCCGAAUUCCUCAAGUUGGCAAAGAACGCACGUGGCACAUGGAAGAUGGUUGACAUGCUCAACGCAGCGGUACGCGCCAGUCCACUCAAUUUCCCCAAGAGCAAGCACGUGUACAUCACCACGGCAUACGCACUCAACAACUCGCCGCUCUGGCACUACCGCAACGACAACAUUUAUCUCAGGGGCCUGUUGCGACAGCCAAGCAGUCCCGUCCAAGCCAUCAUCAACCGCUACUACUCGUCGCUUCCCGUCAGUGCACCAGAUGCCCCAGACUUCCACGCGCAGCUCACGGGCGUGCACGUGCGCAUGAACACGGACGUGCAUGGUGAGGUUGGCGGUGACCGUGACAGCAUGCUCGACCUUGCUGUCCCCUUCCGCCUGGCGUGCCACUGGCGCCAUUUUGUUGGCCGCAUUGCAGCGCUUGAACCGCCCGUCACAGAAGUGUUUGUAUCCAGCGACGUGCCUUCUGCUGCUGCCGGCCUGGCACAGCAUGUCACCGUGCACGCCCUGCCCACGUGCACCACGCGCAACACAACGUGCAUGCAGAUUGCGACUGCCAGCGCCAUGCUGCUCAGCAGGUGCUCGCGUGUGCUCCUCAGUCGGUGGUCUGCCUUCUCCGAGGUGGCGGCCCGCGCAGGGGGGCACAAGUUCGACUAUGCAUGCGAUGGCCCCAAGGACGGCUGGAGUCUGGCUGGUGGGGAGUAUCGACAGCUGCGGGAGGAGGUGGCUGCGUACUUGGCGUCACAGCACUGGCAGCAGAAGCAGCCUGUCAUCAAGGCGUUCUCCUCAUAUCGAUCAUAG
Molecule: messenger RNA, 2985 nt
Organism: Salpingoeca rosetta
Lineage: Eukaryota; Choanoflagellata; Craspedida; Salpingoecidae
Exons: 6
Coding region: 1-2985 (994 amino acids)
Source: RefSeq, a predicted model, not a curated record